Molecule: messenger RNA, 2442 nt
Organism: Rhincodon typus (whale shark)
Lineage: Eukaryota; Metazoa; Chordata; Chondrichthyes; Orectolobiformes; Rhincodontidae
Product: extracellular calcium-sensing receptor-like
Biological process (GO): G protein-coupled receptor signaling pathway
Cellular component (GO): membrane
Molecular function (GO): G protein-coupled receptor activity
Source: RefSeq, a predicted model, not a curated record
AUGACACAGGAUAGCGACAUAAUCAUUGGGGGAAUGUUCCCCCUGAGUUUGUACGUUAAUGUACCAGACCUUCACUACAGAACAAAACCUAAGGAGUUCAGCUGCACAGGAUUUGAUUUCAGAGCCUUUCGCUGGUUACAGACGAUGAUCUUUACCAUUGAAGAAAUCAACAAGGAGCCGAACAUUUUGCCCAGUAUCACUCUGGGCUAUAAGGUGUAUGACACUUGUAAUAUCAAUGCCCUGAGAGCAGCUAUGUCUUUGCUUAGUGAUGUUGGAGAUGAAGUGCAAAACAGCACGUGCAACGGAGCAGCGUCUGUUCCAGCAAUAAUCGGGGAAGCCGGAUCUCUUCAGUCCAGUAUUAUUGCAAGCUCUACAGGACCGUUCCAGGUUCCCAUUGUCAGUUACUUCUCCACUUGUACCUGCCUGAGUGAAAGACGUAAAUAUCCUACGUUUUUCCGGACAGCGCCCAGCGAUUAUUUUCAGACGAAGGCUUUGGCGCAGCUGGUAAAGCACUUUGGCUGGACUUGGAUUCGAGCUCUUGCUAAUGACGACGAUUACGGGAGAUUUGGGAUCCAGCAAUUCAUCGAACAGGUCACCGAGUUUGGCAUUUACAACGCGGAUAAGAUAUCUCAAAUCGUGGCUGUGAUAAAAAGAUCAUCAGCCAAGGUUAUUGUCGUGUUCAGCCCCGAGAGGGAAAUGCUUCAAUUAGUUCAGGAGAUCGCUAGCCAAAAUGUGACUGGGAUCCACUGGCUUGCUAGUGAAGCCUGGAUCACUGGGGCUGUGCUUUAUACAGAGCAAUUCUUGCCGUAUCUGGAAGGAGCGAUUGGCUUUUCAUUUCGUAGAGCAGAAAUUCCUGGCCUUCGAGAAUUUCUCCUCGGAGUGAAACCUUCCCCAAACGAGGGCAGUAGCUAUGCAAACGUGUUUUGGGAGGAGCUGUUUGCAUGUAAAUUAAAACUGCCUGAAAAUACCACCGAAGGAUCAACUACUAGGGCCCGUUUAUGCACAGGAUCAGAGAGUCUUGAAGGUAUCGACGCCAUAUACUCUGAUACCUCACAGCUCAGAGUAUCGUACAACGUGUACAAAGGCGUUUAUGCCAUUGCCAACGCACUGAAUCGCUUAAGCUUGUGUGAGAGCGGCAAAGGGCCGUUUAUAAACAAUAGCUGUGCAAGUAUACACAACUUUAAACCGUGGCAGCUCCUUCAUUACUUAAAGGAAGUCAGAUUCACCGACCAGUUUGGAGGGGAAAUAGGAUUUGAUGAAAACGGAGAUGCAAUUGCAUCGUACGACAUGAUUAAUUGUCAGAGAGGUAUCAGUGGUAAGGUGGAAUAUGUCCAGGUUGGUCGUUUUGAUUUUCGCAAUCCCAGACAGGAACUUUCUCUGGAUGAACAUUCCAUCGUUUGGACUGGUGGCAAAACUCAGCCCUCUCAAUCUGCGUGCAGGGAAAGCUGCCUCCCUGGAAUGAGAAAAGCGCCUCGAAGCGGCGAGCCUCUUUGUUGCUUUGAUUGUAUGCCAUGUGCUGACGAGGAGAUUAGUAAUGAAACAGAUUCAGUAGAGUGCACAAAAUGUUCUUCAGAUGAUUGGUCAAAUGAUGAGACAAUCAAGUGCAUUCCUAGAGAAGUCGAAUAUCUUUCCUUUGAAGAUGCAACAGGCAUUACAUUGAGCGUAAUUGCGUUGGUGGGAGCUUGUCUAACCGUCGCAGUUAUAGCUAUUUUCUUUCGACACAGAAAUACUCCUAUCGUAAAAGCAAACAAUUCUGAGUUGAGUUUUCUUCUCUUGAGCUCCCUAGUUAUGUGCUUCUUGUGCUCCAUGACAUUUAUUGGCCGGCCAUCUUCCUGGUGCUGUGUAUUGAGGCACACGGCGUUUGCAAUCAUCUUCGUGCUCUGUGUCUCUUGUAUACUCGCUAAAACUGUUGUGGUGCUGAUGGCAUUCAGAGCGACGCUUCGCAACAGCAAUGUGAUGAAAUGGUUUGGUGCCACUCAACAGCGGACUGUCAUCUUUCUCUGUACUAGUGUCCAGGUUGGAAUCUGUGUCAUGUGGCUAGUCAGGUUUCUGCUAUUCCCCAUUAAAAAUACCACUUAUCAAAAUGCUAAAAUCAUCUUAGAAUGUAAUGUUGGCUCAGUGCCAGCUUUCUACAGUGUAUUAGCUUACAUUAGCAUCUUGUCUUGUAUCUGUUUUGUGUUGGCCUUUCUAGCGAGGAAAUUGCCCGACAAGUACAACGAGGCCAAAUUUAUAACCUUCAGCAUGUUGAUUUUUUUCGCAGUAUGGAUAACCUUUAUACCUGUUUACGUCAGCUCACCAGGCAAAUACACAGUCGCAGUGGAGAUCUUUGCAAUUUUGUCUUCAAGCUUUGGGCUGCUUCUGUGUAUUUUUACCCCGAAAUGUUUCAUAAUUCUGCUGAGGCCAGAGAAGAAUACUAAAAGAAUGCUUAUGAAUACAUGUUAA